CUGUGACAUGUUCUCCGGGUGUGUUGUUGACAUUUUAGUAGCGCUUUAGUCUUCACUGCCUCCUUUUCGACAGACUCAUAUGGAAGCAGUUACGCAUGCAGCCAAAAGAAUAACAACAGCGCUUUGCAAGUCCAAAACUAUGAUCGAUGGCGUUCGUCAUCCAUACGGCUGCUUACAUCUUGUAGCUACACAUUGGCAGGAAAUCAUUCAUAUAUGUUGUCUGCUCUCUAGUACUAUGUGGAUUGAUGCCCUGCAGAGAAAAUCAGACGAGGAGACUCUGGUCCUCCAAAAGUUGACCAGCGACUGGCAGAACUACAGUCAAGUGCUCGGCGUGAUCAAAUCCAACACGAGCAGCAACACGCAAACCUUACGCUUCCUCCAAAACAGCAUCAUAGCCGACCACCAAAGAAUGGUCAUGUCCUCGGAGAUGUACUACGAUCUCAGUCAGCAGGUGAUGAACCUGCAAAUGCAACUUGACAACGUCACGUCUUUCAUGGACGAACACGAGGAGAACAUGCAUGACCUGCAUUACCAUUCCAGAUACUAUGAAAACCGGACUGGAGAGCGUUUCUCCGCCUUAGAUGGUCGUCUGAACUCCAUCGAGAUGGAAAUCGACACGAUAUCCUCCAGCAUCAACGCCACCGUCACACACGUCCAGAGCAUGUACAAGUACAUCAACAUCGAGAGCUCGACCUGCCAAAGUCGCCUGGGAAGACAAACUGAAGAUCUCCAGAACUUAAACAGCAGCGUGCUGCUGCUUCUCAAUUCGGCCGACACACUGAGGCAGCAGAACGUGUUGCUAAAUGUUCGCCUGGAUGUUGAUGUCAGGAACUUGUCGAUGGUCAUGGAGGAGAUGAAGUUGGUGGACACGCACCAUACACAACUCAUCAAGAACUUCACUAUAUUAAGAGGUGCUCCAGGACCACCGGGGCCCAAAGGGAACCGUGGAGAGAGUGGUUCCAAAGGACCUGUGGGGCUGAACGGGAGUAAAGGAGAACGCGGCCCAAUAGGAAGCCGUGGGUCCCAAGGAGAAAAGGGUUUUUUUGGGCCCAAAGGUGCAGCUGGUCAACCUGGCCCUAGUGGCAACAGAGGAGCCAUAGGCAAGGCAGGAGUUAAGGGAUCUCCUGGUCAACCGGGACCACGUGGUGAGCGGGGCCAGAAGGGUGAUAUGGGCCCAUUUGGUAAACUUGGAAACCCUGGACAAAGGGGUCCGCCAGGGAUCCAAGGCCAGGCUGGACUACCUGGUAUAAUUGGACCAGUUGGGCCUAGAGGAAAACCAGGACCAACUGGGCCACCUGGACCACCAGGGACUCCUGGACCUCCAGGAGUACACCAUCAAUCCAAUACACAGCAGCAAAGCGAACCUGCUGUGGGACCCAAAAGACAAUAAUGGGAUGGAUUAGGACGGGACAAGAGUUUUGACAGAGCUGAUCCAAACAGGGCAUUGCCAACAAUGACUCUACAUUCAUCCAUUAUAUUGAUCCAUUGCCAGAUCAUAAUGAAUAUGUGGGGUAGAAAUACUCGAAUAGAUGCUGAUGAAACAUGGCUGAUAUUAAUCAUCUCCACACUGACACGCCCUUCUUUGUAGGGUGGCUCUUUAAUGGGUCUUUCAUUGUAGAAAGCCAAAAAGCAUUUCAGAGCAGGUACUCUGAAGAUAUCAUCCAUCUGCUGCGUGAAAUAACAUGAGGGAGUCUGACUGAAGAAUCUGAACAUGUAGUCACACAAUCAUUUCUAUGUUGGAAAUGUAAUGUAUAUAUAUAUAUAUAUAUAUAUAUAAGACAUAAAGCUACAACUAGAGAACCAUAGUAUUUUGGAAUAAAAGCGAGUAUUGUCAUGACAUGCGACUGGCUUGCAUUGAACAAUAAAAGUAGACAUUGACGUGGUGGUCUCG
Messenger RNA from Dunckerocampus dactyliophorus (ringed pipefish), 1891 nucleotides. RefSeq names its product scavenger receptor class A member 3-like. Lineage: Eukaryota; Metazoa; Chordata; Actinopteri; Syngnathiformes; Syngnathidae. The transcript is spliced from 5 exons. The record is from RefSeq and is a predicted model, not a curated record. The coding region runs from base 80 to 1390 and encodes 436 amino acids.